AAAGUUGAAACCGGCCACAAACCCAGGCAUAGUUGUAUCACCAUCCAACUCUUCUCCUCUGGAACCCCUGAGACGAAAUGGACAUCUCCGAACUAUUCACGGCCCCUCCACCCAAGUCAGAUCCCACUAAGAAUCCGGUGUUAUCCGAUCUCAGCGAGAUCAACGGCGGCUCUGCAAAGCGCAAUCGGCAAUUGGAUGAUCUGAAUCAAUCUGCCACAGAGCCCGUAGAUAUCAAACGAGCUAGGGUCGCAUCGAAAGGAAAGCAGCGUGCUGAGGAUUCCUUCGAAUAUUCAGAGAACUGGAAUGUUGAAGAAGAUGAAGAGGGCGGACGGUUCUUCGGUGAUGGACUCACAUCGGAACAGAAGGAAAUAAUUAACAUCUUAAAUCAGGAUGUGGAAGACCAGAACGAGGCCCCGCCAGAAAAUCCUGCUGGCUCGGAAAAGCUCAAACUAACAGAAGUCAAGAAAAAUUGUUUAAAUCUUGAAAGAGCUAUCAACAAAAAUCGAGAAAUGCGCACCAAGUAUGAAAACAACCCCGAGAAAUUUGUUGACUCUGAAUUUGAGCUAUCCGAAGGCAUCGUCAACCUCUCUGUCCUAACUCAAUGUCCAGCCCAAAGUUAUCCGGAGCUGGCUAGGCUUGGCACACUUGGUAGUUUGGUUGGUCUUUUAUCGCACGAGAACGUCGACAUUGCGAUCGCGGUGGUAGAACUCUUACAAGAACUUACAGACGACGACGUUUUGGAGAACCAGGAAGAUGAACAACCACUGGAAGAUGUAGAAGGCAGUUCUAGCCUACCAGCCACCGAGGCCGUCAUGGCCAUGGUUCGCUCACUGAUCGACCAACAACUACUUGAAAUGCUCAUAUCCACCCUUGUAGACCGGCUCAACGAAAAUGAGGAAGCAGAACGAAGUGGAGUAUUUCAUUGCUUAGGAUUGAUAGAAAAUUUAAUCUCUCUAGAGCCUUCCCUGUCGGUCAGCUUUGUACAGAAAACACCCCUUUUGGAAUACUUAAUGAAUCGGAUCCGACCUACGAAGCCAUCAUCAUCUCAAACCGAAGAUAUGGAGUCUUCGAAAUUCCAGAAUAAACAAUACGCAAGCGAGAUUCUGGCUAUCAUUCUCCAAAAGGACGAAGAGAAUCGGACAAAACUAAUCGAGCUGGGCGGAAUGGAUACUCUGCUUGAAGUUUUAGCAGUAUAUCGUAAACGUGAUCCCAAUGAUGCAGAUGAGAUUGAGUUCAUGGAAAAUGUAUUUGAUUCUCUGUGCAGUGUUUUACUUGUACCAGAUCACAAAGUCAAAUUUUUGGAAGGCGAAGGCGUAGAAUUGAUGAUCAUCUUGAUGAAACGUAAGAAUUUGGCAAAAUAUCGAGCAUUGAAAGUUUUAGAUCAUGCUCUGUCUGGCGACGAGGGUAGCGCGAAUUGUGAGAAAUUUGUCGACUGUCUAGGACUGAAAACGCUUUUUUCCUUCUUUAUGGGCAAAAAAAACUCCAAAAAGUCGACGUCGACUCAUGAUGAUGAUGAACACAUGCUUGGGAUAAUCGUCUCACUGUUUUUCAACCUCGAAUCCGACACCCAGCUUCGAUUGAGACUGUUGACGAAGUUUGUGGAAGAAAGUUACGAAAAAGUGGAUCGACUGAUCGAAAUUAGAGAAGGUUUCCGGGCAAGAGUGAAUCAUUUUGUUGCGAACUCACCAUUCCUGGAGAAUGAGAUGGACGAAACGGAAAUCUAUCUCAUGAAGCUAGAUGCUGGGUUAUUUGCCCUGCAGCUAACAGAUGUCGUCAUUGCUUGGUUGUGUAUGGAAGAUGACGGAGUAAGAGAUCAUCUUAAGAUGUUGCUGAAACGCAAUGAUCAAGACUUCGGCACAAUUACCGACGAGUUGAGGGUAUAUGCUGAUAGUAUGGGAGAUGGACCUCGCAAGGAAGGGAUCGAACAUCUUACCACUUAUCUAGGAUCGCUAUGAAAUGUAAUCUCCUUGUAUCUUUCAAUAUAACUUUAUUUGGAACCUUAAGCAUUACCCCCGAAUAUUCACAUCCUUACCAGGAAUGGUGGCUGUCUUGUUUUGUUGAACCCUUCUCUGGCCAUGCAUUUCCUCUGAAUAGCUGUUUCAUCUUCAUGGCAGCUCCAGUAAGGCUCCGUAAAAUACGGGAAGAAAUUGGACGAUCAGGCAAGUCGCAUUCCACCCAAUAAAGUG
Puccinia graminis f. sp. tritici CRL 75-36-700-3 is the source of this 2186-nucleotide messenger RNA. RefSeq lists its product as uncharacterized. Gene Ontology annotation, cellular component: spliceosomal complex. The transcript has 10 exons. The record is from RefSeq and is a predicted model, not a curated record. NCBI's taxonomy places the organism in Eukaryota, Fungi, Basidiomycota, Pucciniomycetes, Pucciniales, Pucciniaceae. The coding region runs from base 78 to 1955 and encodes 625 amino acids.